This is a messenger RNA of Dicentrarchus labrax (European seabass), 1665 nucleotides long. It is a transcript of the gene smtla, whose product is annotated as somatolactin alpha. The coding region runs from base 70 to 765 and encodes 231 amino acids. Gene Ontology annotation, cellular component: extracellular region. Lineage: Eukaryota; Metazoa; Chordata; Actinopteri; Moronidae. The record is from RefSeq and is a predicted model, not a curated record. Gene Ontology annotation, biological process: positive regulation of growth; growth hormone receptor signaling pathway; response to nutrient levels. The transcript has 5 exons. Gene Ontology annotation, molecular function: growth hormone receptor binding; growth hormone activity.
CCUGGUCAAGCUUUUUAAAAGAAGUCAACAUGACAGAAGAGCUGGGAAGACUUGAAGAGUACUGACAGAAUGCACAUCAUGACAGUCAAGCAGCUUGGUGUAUGGGCUAUAUUGCUCUGGCCCUACCUGCUUACCGUUAGCAUCCCACUGGACUGUAGGGAAGAGCAGAGUAGCCUCUCCCGCUGCCCUUCCAUCUCCCAAGAGAAACUUCUAGACCGAGUCAUCCAGCAUGCUGAGCUAAUAUACCGCGUGUCUGAAGAAUCAUGCUCUUUGUUUGAGGAGAUGUUUGUCCCGUUCCCAUUGCAGCUCCAGAGGAACCAAGCUGGUUAUGCAUGCAUCACCAAAGCCUUACCCAUCCCCAGCUCCAAAAGUGAAAUCCAGCAGAUAUCUGACAAAUGGUUGCUCCACUCUGUGCUGAUGCUGGUUCAGUCGUGGAUCGAGCCUUUGGUCUACCUGCAGACCACAAUGGAUCGCUAUGAUGGCGCUCCUGAAAUGCUGCUCAACAAGACCAAGUGGGUGUCUGAGAAACUGAUCAGUCUGGAGCAAGGGGUGGUGGUCCUCAUCAAGAAGAUGCUGGAUGAGGGAAUGAUGACCACAACAUACAGUGAGCAAGGCCUAUUCCAGUAUGAUGUGCCACCAGAGAUGCUGGAAUCUGUUAUGAGAGACUACACCAUACUCAGCUGCUUCAAGAAAGACGCCCAUAAGAUGGAGAUUUUGCUCAAGCUUCUCAAGUGUCGACAAACUGACACAUACAACUGUGCAUAAAACAUCAAGUGCAGCCUUUAAAUAAUACAGUGUUUAGCUUUAAAUUAAUUCCUAAGGUCGGUAGCCAUCCACUUAUAGACAUGACCAUGCCUUAGGCGAUUCAGCCUUGCUUGCAAUGCAGUACAUUCUUUAUUGAUUGUUUUGGAACACCUUCACACAAAACUAAGUAGGUGUAAUGCUGUGCCCUUUCUUCAACAUACUGCAUGUUAUAUUUCCCUGCUCAGUUGUUAUUUUAACCUGGCAAAGGCAACAGAGGGCAAACUCCCAAAAGAUUAUUUGCGUGUCGAGCUGUCAAAGAAAUCUGCAUAUCCUGCCAUUGAUUUCCAUUUCCUUUGUUCUUAACUGAGUUUGUAUUCCUCGCUGGCUCUGGCAGUGUUUUGAUUAUUCCCACGGCCCCCAGAGUAUUGAGUGAGACUCCCUUUUUAAAUGGAGUUGGUUUCACUUCUGCAUUAUUGAAAUGAAACACUUUCACCGGAGACGGGAGUCAAACAGAGAGCAAUCACUACUUUAAAAAAGAGACACAUUCUGAUUGGUGAAAGAGAGUGUGAGAGAGACAGAGAGAGAGAACAAAUAACAGCUAAAAUGAAAUAUGUGGAGUUUUUGGUUAGACACAGGUUUAGAUUUUUUGAAAGAAUCAUGUUUAUUUAUAAUGCCUAAACGUGCCCAAUUUAACCUGAAUGUAAUAAAGUAAGUUUAUUGUUCACUUUAAAUUACAAGGACAUAUACAGUUUAAAUUUUACUUGUUGUUGUUAGAUAUUAUGAAAAUGUAAUGCAGAAUGCAAGAUAUACUUUUUAGUACUCUCGUGUAAAUAGAAGAGGCCCAAUGUACUGUGAAAACCUUUCUAGUCAAGUGCUGUUGAUUUAAGGCGCUAAUAAAGCAAGUUGUAGAAAGAAAAAAAA